Molecule: messenger RNA, 681 nt
Organism: Phytophthora infestans T30-4
Lineage: Eukaryota; Oomycota; Peronosporomycetes; Peronosporales; Peronosporaceae
Product: glucosylceramidase, putative
Exons: 2
Coding region: 1-681 (226 amino acids)
Biological process (GO): glucosylceramide catabolic process
Molecular function (GO): glucosylceramidase activity
Source: RefSeq, a predicted model, not a curated record
AUGGCACAGGACCACCCUGAUCUCAAGAUCAUCGCCGGUGACGACCAAAAGUCUACCAUCUUGGACCGCCUUGCUCCAUUCGAGGAUGCUGACGCUUUGAAGUACAUUAGUGGCCUCGGGUUCCACUGGUACCGUGAUCUCGACUUCUUCUUCUUCAGCUUGGGUGGUGACUUUGACAAGCUGUUGACCUUCAGGAAAAAGUACCCGGAUGUUUUCAUGCUCGCAACUGAAGCCUGUGAAGGCUAUUUACCAAGCUGGUUGGGCACAGGCUCCGGUGUUUCACUUACUAACGCCGAUAAGAGCUGGUCGCGUGCUGAAAACUAUGCACACGACAUCAUUGAAGACCUGAACAACUAUGUCGUUGGCUGGACAGACUGGAAUCUGGCACUCGAUACGACGGGGGGCCCAACGUGGGCGAAGAAUAAUGUGGACGCACUGAUAGUGGAUGGCAGCGAGUUCUACAAGCAGCCCAUGUUUUACAUCAUGGGCCACUUCUCCAAGUUCAUUCCGGCUGGAUCAAAGCGCAUCGAGUUCCCCAAGACCAAGACACUGAGUAACUUUCAUCGAUCCGUAACGGUGAGCGUGAAGCAGACAGAUUCAAAGACAUUCACAUUGUCGCUGCCUGCGCAUUCCAUGCAGACCGUGAUCCUGCCAGCGUCAGACGCGACCAAAAUCUUGUAA